Messenger RNA from Aphis gossypii (cotton aphid), 879 nucleotides. Its product is annotated as proteoglycan 4-like. The transcript has a single exon. The coding region runs from base 1 to 879 and encodes 292 amino acids. NCBI's taxonomy places the organism in Eukaryota, Metazoa, Arthropoda, Insecta, Hemiptera, Aphididae. The record is from RefSeq and is a predicted model, not a curated record.
AUGAGCGGCCAAAACGUGGAAAAGUGGCAGCAGGUGGCCGACCUCAUUGCGCAACUGGGGUUGAUGGGAGCGGACCAGCCGACGACAGCCGCCCAGGUCAACAGAAUGACCACGCAGCAGCUGCUGCAGGACCCAGUGCGAGCGGCCAUCUAUCGCCGGGGUUGGGAUGAUCGGACGGCAGACAUCCAGCGGACCCUGCAAUACCAGCCAAGGUCCACACGGUUGCCGCCGACCACAUCGGCGAGGCCGCCGACCAUUUCAGCGAGGCCGCCGACCGCACCAGCGAGGACGCCACAAACGGCAGGACGAUGGUCGUCACGGCCGCCAGCACCAAGGCCGCCACGACUGUCAGCGCCGAGGCCAAGACAGCCGAGGCCGGCAGCACCAACGGCGGCCGAGGUGGCAGCCGUACGGGUCCCCAACCCCGUGACGAUCCAGGAACCAGCACCGGUACCAGGACCGUCAGGGGCACCCGUCAUAUCGACGGUGAAGGAGCGGACGGAGGCACAACUGGAGCGGAACCGUAAAAAGUUCCGAAAGCUAAAGGAGAAGAUGAAGGCCCGGGGAGUCGUGGCAAGCCAGCAACACCGGCUAGCCAAGCACCCGAGGCCAGAAUCUGAUCCCGAGGCCCCCAGCCAACCUCCACCCGAACCGUCAACGUCGACAGCAAUGGAGGUGGACAUACCGGCGACCGAGGGCGAGACGCCCGAGGAGCCGGUGGCAACCACCAGCCAGGCGCAACCAAGCCAAGUCACCCGACCGGAGGCACCCUCCGAGGACGAUUGGCUAGCUGCGUCAGGUCUGUUGCUGGACGGGCUGCCGGAGAUGGAGGACGACAAACCGUUCUGCACUCCGAUUGGGUCACCAAACCAGUCCUAA